AGGGAAAGAGAAAAACAGAGAGAGAGAGUAAAAGCGGGUAGAUUUUUUUUUAAAGAAAAAUGUUGCCAAAAUCGAACAAGAAAGUUGUGGAGGGCAAAAGGUUUAGUCCUGUAACUACCGCGAAGGACUCUGCUACGACACCAGUUGGAAAUGUUACUCAAAAAGCCAAAACCACCCUUAUAUGGCCAGAGUUCACAGAUGUGGAUUCAGAGAAAUGGGAAUGUCUCGGUAAAGGAAAAGAUGCGUCCAAGACAAAAUCCCCCGUGACCCAGUACUUCGAAGACCCUGAAGGGAAAAUUGAGCUUCCUCCCUCGUUAAAGGUAGAUCACUGGAAACGGCCUCAUGAAAUCUUAAUUGAUAAGAUACCUGUGAUUGUUGAAAAUAACUCGUUAAACACGUUUGAUCUGGUCACAAACAAUGAACAUCUUCAUGAAAGUGAGGUGAUGCGGAAUAUAAUAGGCCAGAUCAUUGCAUUGUGGGAGUUCAGUUUCCUACCUGUGCCACACUUGUUUGCUGUUUCUGAUCCCAACACACCCUUUAUUAGCUACAGCCACAGCUGGAGACCCUGGGAACACCUGUAUGCAUUGUGCAAGUCAGGCAAAGGGCCACACAUGCCCCAAUACAAUCCUCAUGGCAAAUACAUCGUUCGUUUAUAUUUCAUGGGCUGCUGGAGAAAGCUGAUCGUUGAUGACACUUUGCCGUUUGGCAAAGACAAGUUACUCCUACCUACAACAACACAACCACAUGAAUUAUGGCCCAUGUUACUUACAAAGGCACUGCUCAAAGUUGCCAGCCUAAACUACACUCUGAACUGUGGAAGCAAUGAGAUUGGGGAAUUCAAUGUUUUGCACACUCUGACCGGUUGGCUCCCUGAGGUAGUUCAAAUCACCCACAAAAACACAGAGAAGACCUGGCAGUUGCUGACCAAAGUGCUGCCGGAAUGGAAGCCAGAGGAUGCGGUGACUGUAAAGGAAGAACCAGUUGUUGACGCAAUCGCUAUUGAUGCUGUAGAGUCACUCAUUGUUCAACCAAGCAAAUCAAAGGAAAGUACUCCUAAAACUGAAAAGGUCGAAAAGUCCGAGAAGUCGGAAAGGGAGCAUGGAGAUAAACACGAACCAACAAGAACUGCGACUUCCAGGAGAGGCAGGGACAAAGAUAAAGACAAAGACAAGGAAAAAGGCAAAGAUAAAAGGGACGCCGUUGAGAGAGAACUUUCAAGAGAAAGAUUCAAUCAGAUUGAUGUGAAAAAUAAUGAAAACAGCGGAUUAAUGAUAUUUGCUACGCAUUGGACACCACCAGCACCUUUAAAAGCUUCUUCAUUUGCGGAAAUGGCUACAGCAAGUGAAAAACUUCGCCAGAUAGGAUUGUCGUAUUUCCAUCCACAUCCUGUCUGGAUCUCACAGAGUCGUACGCAACCUCUGGAGCCACAGAGUCCCCCUCAUGUAAUUCCAAACUGGCAAUUGAUUCGUCCAAGAAAAAAGAAGAAUAUUCCCUUUGAUGAGCCACAAAUCACUGAAGAAUCAACCCAAAUUAGGUGUUUGGAAUUAGCCACAGCAUUUCUGUAUUACAAAAUCAACCCAGUCUCAAUUCCAACUAUAAUUACCAAAACCAGGCAGUGUCCCAAUUUGGAACCAGAGAAAAAACAGAGGACUAUGAACAAUCUCAUCAUAAAAGAAAUCGAGGAGGAGAAUGAGGACAGUCUGCCCCUGGAUGAGAGUACAGAGACAGAAAUGAACGUUAGUGCCACGUGUUCGCUGCUGGAUACCAAUGAAACUGAGGGCAAAGCAAAACAGCCAGGGACAAACAACUCCGAUAAACCAAGACAGACCAGAACCAGCGGCAGUGAGAAAUACAACCACUCCAUCAAUUCCGAAAAGAAGAAGAAAGGAAGUAAAAAAGACUCUGUGAAUGGAAACAUCCAUCCAUUAUUGGACAACAGCAUAGACAGUAGUAAUGUUACCAAAGAAGUCAAUGAGAAGAAUGGACUUCCAGUAAGUGACUUCGACUUAGUUGCAACUCUCCCUAACCUAGAACAUACUGGAUUUAAGAAAACCUGGGUCGACUUUGAGCUCUUCUGCAAAUCAUUCAAUAGUCUCUCCUAUUACCAUAAACCGAUGCUGUACCAGAACAAUAUAAAAGCAUCUGACAUUAGGAUGACUUCUGCUCUUUUAGAAGAGAAAUCAAUGCAAUAUUUAUUUUUAGAUGGUUUGGUGAACUCAGAUCUGGUGGUGUGCUAUUCAUCAUUAUCCCGUUGGAACGAAUGUUCCAAUCCCAAAGACAAUGUCGUUAAAUUAAAAGAAGAAGCCCGUCUCAGUCCAAACUCAUAUGAAAAUUCCAGCCAUCCAGAAAGUGGUUCAAUUCCAAGUCUUCAGCCUGGUCAACUCGUUGUCGAACCUUAUUCUUGGAAGAGUCUGGUCAUUGGUCAACCGAUACUAAUGCUACGAACCACUGCUACCCGUGCUGUGACACUAACACUACCACCUGGACGCCAUGUAUUGAAGUUCAUGAUGACCAGCCCUUUAGGCUACAGCAUCCACCUGUCUUCCGAUAGCCCUUUCAUAUUUGGAGAUGAAGAGACCAUUAUGAAUCAAUGCAGCAAAGAAAGCUGCCAUUUCAUAGAAUCUGCUUCACAACUGAUACUCAGCUUUGAAAGUUGUAUCGAGAAUUUCCAUUCCAAGGAAAAAUACGAACGAGCAAAGGAGAAAAUGAGAGUUUACCUAUUUCCCACCGCACCAGCAAUGGCUUACUCAAAGGGUCAGCAGUAUGAGAAUUUUAAAGAGUCUUUACUCCGGCUCCUUUCUAAAUCAGUCCCCUUCAAUGCAGAAACUCUGUUUGCAUGGAGGGCAUUCUUCUUUGAUCUGAACUGGAAAAACACUCCAGUUACAUUUCAACAACAACCAUGUAAAUUAAAGACUGAGAAGUAUGACCCUUUCCCGCAGAUGGAAACCAACAUUGACUUUCAAAUCGCUGCGGUAAAGAUACAGACUUUCUGGCGUGGGGCAUAUGUUCGUAAAAUAAAAAGAUCUCGCACACACGGUACACCUGAUAACAUCGCUGUAUGUGAUGUUUUGAAAAAGUUUUGGCUUCAAAUUAAACCAAAUAUUGAAGAGAUUGGUCUUAAUGUGUUCAGGUAUCUGAUAAGUAAAAACCCCAAAAUCAUCCCAUACCACAGCUUCUACAAAGAGGAUUGGCACAAAAUCUCUUACACCGAUUACCAAGGAGUAUACGGGGAACAGCCCCCUGAGACAUGGUUUGUGGUUUUCAGGGAGGUAUUUUUGGUGUCGGAGGAAAUCAUGGUAGUUCCCAAACUUUAUGUGAACCUAAAAACCUGCUUUUUGCGUGUCAUCAACAACGACAACGGAGCCGAAAUAAACAAAGUAUUCAAGCAGGUGUCCCCUUUUGUGUAUAGGAAAAAUAAGCGUGGGUACACAUUCAUCGCAGAGGCUCGGAGUCUGGAACAAGCCAUACCUAGUGGUAGAUGGCGGCUGCGUCUCAUCGGCUCAUCGAGCUCCCUUCUGCAUCUGCAAAAAGCUGAACUCAACACUCACCUCUAUAUUCAAGACAUAAAACACUACUAUAUUCCGUCUGAUACUUAUCCAUACUUCAUGAGUUAUUCCGUAAAGGUAACUGAAGACCAUCUGGCGACCUUACAGAUGUCAACAUCGAAACCAGAUGUCCAGUUCCAACUGACCGUCCUGGACCAUGAUGAAGUGGUGUGCAAUGUGAAGGGCAAAGGUCACGUUGUCAUCCCUUCCAUUAUAUUUCUGAAGGAUAUCAUCGAAGAAGAGCCCCUAAGCACAAGCUCAAAAGAAUCUUUAACUGUAAAAAAGCAUUUAACCGCACGAGAUACAGUCAUGAACCAUAAGUAUAAAAUACGAGCGACAGUGUUGCAUGAUUCGUGGCCACUUGUCCCUAUUGACUGGCAGUUUAUCCAAGCUUCCAAAAGCAGCAUAAGUAACGAAUUGAGAAUGGAAUUCAAAGAGAGUGAAACACCAUCGCCCAACCUGAAAGUAGAAAAACCAGCCAACCAUUCCUCGAAACCAAAAUCCAAUAAAAUUAGAAGUGGAAAAGAAACGAAAGAGCCAAAGGAAGCUCGUCCAGCCUCACUCCAGUUCGAUUCCUCCCGUCCACACUGGCUACUACGCUUUGUAUCUGACCCAGAUUGUGCUGAACAGGUUGAAAUAAAACGAGACAAAUCAAGAGCUGAAGAAAUUCGCCAGAUGAAGAAAGCUUGGGAAGAAGCAGAACCUGGAAGAGCAGCUAAAGCCAAUCAGUCACAUCAAGGAUAUCUUAAUAUUCACCUAUUACCCACCGAGGUGGACAAAGAGCUAUUGGACAGCGUACUGGAAAGCUGUGCCCUGACAACUGAACCCCCGAGCAUCUUUCUAAAGGACAGGGUACCACGAAUUGACCUAUCUCCCUUUAUGAAAAACGAGAGAAAUCCAGUAAAAUAUUUGACCGAUGAACUGUUGAACCAUCGUCAGUUACUAAAGGAAAUGAAAGUACAAGCAUAUCGCUCAGAUCGUAAGAGGGCCGAAGAAUGGUUAGAAAACGAGAGAAGAUCUUUGAAGAUUUUAAAAGCAAGGCAAAUCGAGUCUUGUCAACAGAUGCAGUUACAACUUGACCUUGCUCGAGAGAACUUUUUUCAGCAACGUGAAGAUUACAGGCAGUCGUGCAUAAAGGUAAUGGAAGAGAACCAAAUUGAUCUGGACGAGAAAGACCUUAAACCACCAUCUCAUAAGAAGGGGGCGAAGAAGGGGCCCAACAAGACUGCCACCACCAAAACAAAGAAAUGAAGAUGAAUUUACUAUACACAUGAGCAAAUAUACAUACAUGCAUGUAUACAAACACACACACACUCACACAUGUAUGUGUGUGUGUAUGCAUGCAUGUACUCAGACCUCUCAAAAGUAAAUAGACAUCCCUCAUUUUUAUAUAUA
Messenger RNA from Octopus sinensis (East Asian common octopus), 4940 nucleotides. Its product is annotated as androglobin-like. Gene Ontology annotation, molecular function: protein binding; calcium-dependent cysteine-type endopeptidase activity. The transcript is spliced from 38 exons. Gene Ontology annotation, biological process: proteolysis. The record is from RefSeq and is a predicted model, not a curated record. Lineage: Eukaryota; Metazoa; Mollusca; Cephalopoda; Octopoda; Octopodidae. The coding region runs from base 60 to 4796 and encodes 1578 amino acids.